GCACCGCAUAAGCCGCAGACGCACAGUGUGCCCAGCAGCCGCUCGGGCCGCUUGCAGCUGCCGGCUGCUCCGAUGCUCCAGAGCGGCCAUGGGCGCCCCGCACUGGUGGGACCAGCUGCGGGCUGGCAGCUCGGAGGUGGAUUGGUGCGAGGACAACUACACCAUCGUGCCUGCCAUCGCCGAGUUCUACAACACGAUCAGCAACGUCCUGUUUUUCAUUUUACCGCCCAUCUGCAUGUGCUUGUUCCGCCAGUACGCCACGUGCUUCAACAGCGGCAUCUAUUUAAUAUGGACUCUCCUAGUUGUAGUGGGAAUCGGAUCUGUCUACUUCCAUGCAACUCUUAGUUUCCUGGGCCAGAUGCUUGAUGAACUUGCCAUUCUUUGGGUUCUGAUGUGUGCUUUGGCCAUGUGGUUUCCCAGGAGGUAUUUACCAAAGAUCUUUCGGAAUGACAGGGGCAGGUUCAAGGCAGUGGUGUGUGUCCUGUCUGCAGUUACAACAUGCCUGGCGUUUGUCAAGCCUGCUAUCAACAAUAUCUCUCUGAUGAUUCUGGGGGUUCCGUGCACUGCGCUGCUCAUUGCAGAGCUGAAGAGGUGUGACAAUGUGCGUGUGUUUAAGCUGGGCCUCUUCUCUGGCCUUUGGUGGACUCUGGCUCUCUUCUGCUGGAUCAGUGACCGAGCCUUCUGUGAGCUGCUGUCCUCCUUUCACUUUCCCUACCUGCACUGCGUGUGGCACAUCCUCAUCUGCCUUGCCGCGUACCUGGGCUGCGUGUGCUUCGCCUACUUCGAUGCUGCCUCAGAGAUACCCGAACAAGGUCCAGUCAUCAGAUUCUGGCCCAGUGAGAAAUGGGCUUUUAUCGGUGUCCCCUAUGUGUCCCUCCUGUGUGCCCACAAGAAGUCGCCAGUCAAGAUCACGUGACGGCAAGGCAGUGACCGGCUUUUCUGCUUACUUCUAUUCGAGUGUGCUCUGGGCUUUGUUUGCUAGAAAAGAUGGCCAAGGGGUUUGAAGAAUUGAUGUAGUGUGGGUGUUUAAAAUUCUGUUCUUUUGUGAUCUAACUGGACCGCUGUGCCUGACAUCCCCAGGGUGGGUAAUGGAGGGCUCAGGGACAUGAGUGGGUCGGCCUCAGCGACCUUUACGGGCACAUGGGCUUGCUGUGUUAUAUCCAUGAUGACAUUGACAGAGUAGUUAUUUGGGAGACCCAGAGCAGCCCAAAGCUUCUUGCUGGAAAAGGUGGCUUGCCAUAGCCCCCACCAUUUCCAGGCUCUCUCAUUACACAGGAGUCAGCCCCCUGAUUCUGUGAUAGAAGGUUCCAGAACUUUUCAUUUUGCUGGGAGAAACUGUCCUUCAACAAAAUCGAGUAGGCAAAAAAAAAAAAAACCAAAAAAAAACAAAAAAAACAAAAAAAAAAACAAAAAAAAAAACAAAAAAAAAAACAAAACAAAAAACCACACACACACACACAUGGGGGGCUGUGACUAAGGCCGUGGCUUGUCACUUGCACCUCUUAGCUUUCUCCACAUGCCUGUGGAUCCUUCCACUACCUCUGCUGAGAGACGGAGCCUUGGCUUCAGAGGGCAAAGCCAGUAACACCCUCUACGCCAAGAGCUACAGUCCACUUUAAGCACACAUUAAACACUGACAUUAUGUCUGCUCUUCCAGAGUGCAGCAGCCUCAGACCCACAGAGGCUCCUUCUGGUGUGGCAAUUCCACACAUAGCCCCCUACCGCUUGCCACUUGACCUCUGUGAGAGCAAGGACUCAUUGCACUCACUGAGGCAGCUCUGAGGGUUUUGAUUGUAGAGCUCCUGUGAAGCUUUUGGAAAAGCUUUUCUUAUUGGAAGCUUACAGUGUGUUGUUACCUCCAAGACUCUGACCCCAUUUCUCUGCUGUUUUCAGGGGAUGUGUGCUUCCUGAGGGAUGCCACUUCCCUGGGAUGUGGACCUCCAGCCUUUAUUUUUGUAAUACCGGUGCUAACUGGUUUCUCAGAGCCCUUUGCUCUUCUUGAUGCUGGCCAGUCACGACACUCUGAUUGGCUGGCUAGGGGGUCACAGGUAGGAAGGGGCAGACUCUGACCUGAAUGUCUCUCACCUGCACCAUGCUGUCCUCACUGGGCUAUCUGCAGGGUAUGAGGUGGAAUUGGGUAUAUCUCAGGGAUGUUUGUAACUCAGGCACCUUCUGCUUUCUGACAUUCCAUUGUUGGGGUGGGACAGCGCUCAGGGGACUGCAGUUGCUACACUGUUCUGAGUGGCGUCCUGAGUUUGAAGGAGUUGGCCGGUUCUGGCCGUUCCAGGAACUCUUACUCCGUAUAGAAGCUUCACAGGGUCCAAAGUGGAAACUGGACUAGGAGUUUUUAAAUGCAUAGGCUUCAUUCUGCUUCUGGGGCUUUGAAGUUUUAGAAGUAGCUUGCUAGGCUCUUUCUUGUCUGUAGUCACAAAUAUCUGUAGAACCCGAAUGUGUGAAAGAAGUCAUCUUUUAUUAAGUUUAUAGCAUUUACUAAAUCUCCCAGGUAGCAAGCCCAUAGUCAUUUAUUUGAUUGGUGAUUUAUAAGGCAGAGAUACUUGGCUUUGAAUGACUGUAUAUGUUAUUUUAUUGCAGCUUAAAAUAUAUUUAAAAUGAUUUUGAGUUAAAUGUUUGUGGCAACCUAGGGGGGUUCAUGGACCAGAAUUGCUGCUGAGUCCUUUGGUUUUUGAGUCUAGAAUUUUUCAGACUAGCCUUGCUUCCAGCUCAUCUCACCAGGCACAGGGGCUGCUCUUAUAUAUUCUACACGAUAUACACAUCCUGAGGAUGACGCCGAGCUGCCUUUGUCUGAAAGGGCCCGAGCUGUCUGGGGCUGGAGAGCUGGUUCAGCCGAUAAAAACACAUGUUGCCCUCCCAGAGGACCCAGGUUUGAUUCCCAGCAUCUUAUAAAGCUGACAACCUGUAGCUCCAGUCCCAGGGGAUCCAGUGCCCUCUUCUGACCUCCAAGGGCACAGAGCAUGCAUGUGGUACACCUAUGCAUACAGGCAGGCAAGUCAUUCGUACAUGUAAAGUAAUGAGUAAGUUAAUAAGCCGGCGGAGGGAAAGGUUUUUUUUUUUUUUUUUUUUUUUUUUUUUUUUUUUUUUUGGUUCUUUUUUUUUUUCGGAGCUGGGGACCGAACCCAGGGCCUUGCGCUUCCUAGGUAAGCGCUCUACCACUGAGCUAAAUCCCCAGCCCCGGGAAAGGGUUUUUAGAUGCAAGGUUUAGUUUGUCCUGGGGGCCCUUCCAUGACAGUGGGGGUGUCCUCAGAGUCAGGGAAGAACCACUUCUUUUUAUCAGGAAAAAGGACUUAUUUCCCAGGGCCUCUGCUAACACCCCUAGGUAUAGGUAUAGGGAUAAGAUAUUAAUGGGUGUGCUUGAACGAUUGGGUGAAAGGAGAUGAGAACCUGACUCGACUCAGUGGGCCUCUUCCCCAGGUGUGUGAGCCACCAUAGCUGGCUUGGUAGGGAGUGUGUUUGGGGGCAAGCCCUACCCCCCCUCUGAGACAAAGCUCUGAUCUUUUUCAUGUCUCAGGCUGUAUUCACUGUAUAGUUCAGGCUAGCCUCAAACUGACGGUGAGACCCCAAGUGCUAGGUAUACUUAUAGGAGCAAGGUACCACACCCACUUUAAAACAGAAAUCUCUCCUGCUUGCUAGCAUGGGCCUGACUAAUCAAGGGAGUAGAUACAUAUGAAUCUAACUUUGAGCUGGGCUUUGAGCAUUGAUCACUUUUUUAUUAAAGCUUUACACGAUCACUCCAUGGGACACUACAGAAGAGCGGCAGAAGAAAAAGUUACUCAUACCUCUCUUGCCUUAGAGCCUCCGUCACCAAUUUGGCUUUGGGGCGUGUUUCCUUCCUCUCCUUUCUGCUCUCCUACAGUUAUAAUGAGAUUUCAUUUAGACCGCUUUCCCUUGAGUGGAAUAUGCAUGGCAGCGUUUUCAUGGAGAGCUAACUUUCUCUCCUAUGCUGACGGCUGGACGCUGAGCUCACCACUGAAGCUGCCUUUCCCAUGAAGUCCGACUUGAGAGGCUCCUAAGACAUGAACUGAUUUUGGCUUUGCGAUGUAACAAUUCACAUUUGGGUCUCUGAGUUGUGGAGAGCCGCUGUUAAAGCUCUGACUUCAUGGCUCCUACUGUGUUGAGAGUGGUGACAAGAAGCAGAGCAGGCUAACUGAUGUGCACUCCAGAAUCUGCUCCCUUCUGGUAGAGAUGACCUCAGUGAGUGAUGUCAUGGCCACUGUUCCCAGCAUGGGCGUCAGGUUCUGCUCUGUUCCGAAUCUGCCUGGGAUCUCAGGACAGAGGAAGCCAUGAAGGUUACCAAGUGGUCAUGUCUGUCAGUGAGUUCACUGUUUUGAUCCAUUGUUGAUUUUCAGGAGAGGAAUUCUUCUCUCUUUAGUGCCCUGUGAUGCCAAAGCCAGCUCUUCAGAAGUGUUUUUUCUGUCUGCUUCCAUUUGUAAUGUGAUCCACGUGGGGGAAAUGGGUGUCAUUCUGCUGAAAAGUGCCUAAACCAGUCACGGGUCAACAGCAUUGUGUGGAGGAUCAAACGUGGCUCUGUAGAAAUACUGCCACCCAUUCUAUUGGUUGGACUUCUCAGGUGUCUGAAACUUCCCUCACGAAUCCUCUUCUCCUAACCGCCUCCCAGAUCCACUGGGAUUUGAACCUUCAAAUCCUGCCUCUCUUCUUCCUUCAGGUCUGACCACUAACGGUCUCUGGGGACACCUAACUAGGGCCUCCCCCAGCUCCUUCCUCCAGCCGAACUUGGAUUCUUCCCAACCAGGGCUUGACCUGGGUGCUGUUGGUCCCACUGCCCAAUGACACAUCUUUGACCAGAUUGGGAUUCUCAAUAGAUUUUAUAGACAUUAUUCUCCCACAGACUUUAAAAAACAUGGCGUGUGUCUUUUCCUACACAAGUCAGAUUUAAAACUAUUUUAUAACUACAAUAAUUCAACCAAGCAAAUAGAGUAUUUUCAGAUAUAUGCCAUUUUAUACUUUAUGUAGAGUGUGCUAUGUACAGGUGGCAUGUACCCUGGCUGAGGUAACAUUAGUCAUUGCUCUGGGGGAUUUACAGAUCUUUUGCACUUUAUGCUUUUUUUGUGAACUCUGAUAACCAUGUUCAAUAUUAAAGCCAUUAACAGGCAUUUUCUGUGAAUAAACAUUUAUGUAUCU
Molecule: messenger RNA, 5157 nt
Organism: Rattus norvegicus (Norway rat)
Lineage: Eukaryota; Metazoa; Chordata; Mammalia; Rodentia; Muridae
Gene: Acer2
Product: alkaline ceramidase 2
Biological process (GO): ceramide metabolic process; sphingolipid metabolic process; sphingosine biosynthetic process
Cellular component (GO): membrane
Molecular function (GO): N-acylsphingosine amidohydrolase activity
Source: RefSeq, marked provisional